Salvia miltiorrhiza (redroot sage) is the source of this 1869-nucleotide messenger RNA. RefSeq names its product ammonium transporter 1 member 2-like. The transcript is spliced from 2 exons. NCBI's taxonomy places the organism in Eukaryota, Viridiplantae, Streptophyta, Magnoliopsida, Lamiales, Lamiaceae. Bases 183 to 1700 code for a protein of 505 amino acids. Gene Ontology annotation, biological process: ammonium homeostasis; ammonium transmembrane transport. The record is from RefSeq and is a predicted model, not a curated record. Gene Ontology annotation, cellular component: membrane. Gene Ontology annotation, molecular function: ammonium channel activity.
UGUGGACAAUGUUAGGUGAAUAAAAUUUUCGUUCACUAAAUUAUAUGGGCUGGAACUGGAAUGGACCAUUAACUCUAAGAAAGAGUUUGGUUUUACAUUUGGCUGUAGCCUCAAGUCUAUAAAAAGCCAAUCUUGAAUAAAUUGGCGGUUGCAGUUGGGCAAACAACCCCCACCCCGAAAUCAUGGCGGACCCGCUAAGCUGCACGGCGACAGACCUCCUCCCCCUCCUCGGCGGCUCCCCAAACGCCACCGCCGCCGCCACCUUCUUAUGCAGCCGUUUCGCCGCAGUAUCGGCGAAGCUGAGCGACGCCACAUACGCCAUCGACAACACUUACCUCCUCUUCUCGGCUUACCUGGUGUUCGCCAUGCAGCUGGGCUUCGCGAUGCUCUGCGCCGGCUCGGUCCGCGCCAAGAACACCAUGAACAUCAUGCUCACCAACGUCCUCGACGCCGCCGCCGGCGGGCUCAGCUACUACCUCUUUGGCUACGCCUUCGCCUUCGGUGGGCCCUCCAACGGCUUCAUCGGCAAGCACUUCUUCGGCCUCAAGGAGUUCCCCUCGCCCACAGCCGAUUACAGCCUCUUCCUCUACCAGUGGGCUUUCGCCAUUGCUGCUGCAGGUAUUACUAGUGGGUCGAUUGCAGAGAGGACACAAUUUGUGGCAUAUUUAAUUUACUCUUCCUUCCUGACCGGUUUUGUGUACCCGGUUGUUUCACACUGGUUUUGGUCCGGUGACGGAUGGGCUGGAGCCGGCAAGAGCGGCGGCGGCCUUCUCUUUGGGUCGGGCGCCAUCGACUUCGCCGGUUCAGGGGUGGUCCACAUGGUUGGUGGCAUUGCCGGUUUGUGGGGAGCCCUUAUAGAAGGUCCAAGAAUUGGGCGGUUCGACAGAAGCGGGCGGUCCGUAGCGCUGCGCGGCCAUAGCUCCUCACUAGUAGUCUUAGGCACCUUCUUGUUAUGGUUCGGAUGGUACGGGUUCAACCCCGGUUCGUUUCUGGUUAUCUUGAAGCCGUACGAGGACACGGGGCGGCCCUAUUAUGGGCAAUGGAGUGCGGUGGGGAGGACAGCUGUGACGACGACAUUGGCCGGGAGCACGGCUGCGCUGACUACCUUGUUCAGCAAGAGGCUGUUGGUAGGGCAUUGGAAUGUGAUCGAUGUGUGCAAUGGGUUGCUGGGGGGCUUUGCUGCCAUCACCUCAGGCUGCUCGGUGGUGGAGCCAUGGGCCGCAAUCAUAUGCGGUUUCGUGGCUUCUUGGGUGUUGAUCGGGUUCAACAAGUUGGCUGAGAGGCUGGAGUUCGAUGACCCUCUGGAGGCGGCCCAGUUGCACGGGGGGUGCGGUGCGUGGGGCCUCGUAUUCACCGGAUUAUUUGCCAAGAAGAUUUAUGUGGAGGAGGUUUAUGGUGAUAGGCCGUAUGGGGUGCUUAUGGGUGGGGAUGGGAAGCUCUUGGCUGCCCAAAUUGUGGCAGUCUUGGUCAUCAUGGCAUGGGUCACUGCUACAAUGGCUCCACUUUUCUUGGCACUCCACAAGUUGAAGUUGCUUAGGGUUUCAAGAGAUGAUGAGAUGGCUGGCAUGGACAUGACUAGACAUGGAGGCAUGGCUUAUAUCUACCAUGAUCAAGAUCAAGAUCAAGAUCAAAAUUCCAAUUUACCACAAGUCAAGAUGAGUAGGAUCGAUAAAUCGCCUAAUAUGCAAUCUCAUGAUUGAUGAAGCUCCUGCUCUUCUAUGUCAAGAAACGAACACCACAAAACAACAUCGAUCAUUGCCCAAAUUAUAAAUUGCGAGAAAAUCGCAAGCUUCAAAUGUAUAUAUGUAAAAGUGUUUUGUUGUGGGGGUUUAGAAAAUAAAAUUAUAAACUACUAUUUCAAACUUGUAA